GUCAAUGCCUGCUUAACACCUGUAAAGAUGAAGCGCUUCAACGAUUGCUUGUCUUGCCAACGUGGUGGUUCAUUGAGUGAGGGUGGCGCCAUGGUGGGGCACUCAGGCAACAUAGCGUAUGCGAAUGAAAGAAUGGCAAGACUUUUGGUAGGCAGGCGUGUUCAGUUUCGGUCGGUUUGUUCCCUGGCUGGGCCUGAUACAACACAUACACAUACAUUCAGCCGAUGGAAACAGGCUGCAGGCGCGUCUGACACUGGUCAGCAGAUGCAAUUGUCAUGGCUGCAACAUGAAGCGAUAACCGAGGGAAUUUUAAAUGGUAUGCGAUGCGUAGCUGCGGCCCAGCUCUAGCGGCACUGAGCGGCAGUAAGCACGACGAAACCUUACUUGUGCGUCAAUCGGCGCGUCAACUCGGCGACUGCCGGCCGCGGCGCAAAACUGUUUGCGUUAAAUAAAUCGAUUGCUUAUAUUAUCCUUGCAAUGGCCAAGGCAGAGGACCCUGGGAGGUCAGCGGGCCUACAGUUUACUUUCCAAACUUCUGGUAAGGGCCCACACUGAGUUAUGGCGCCCCCGGCUUCUGCAGCCAAUUUAAUGGUGCCCUGUCUCCCAGUCUUACAGUCAACCUCUCUGUAUACUUUGCGAUUCAUAAAGACGAACAAACACUACGGUGCCAAAGCAUAAACAAGUUUGCAAGCGUCGCUGGUUAUUUGCACAGCUCCAGAUCCCCUUAGACGCUGUCAUCGGGGCGCCAUAGCGGCUGCUUGAGCCCAAUGGCGGACCCCUCGACGAAAGCAAAAGGCAUGCCGCGCGUUCGAUCGCGCGCGGACGUAAACGAUGCCAUCGAUGCCGUCAGCGAUGGGCAAAAAGGUCCCCAGAAGGUUUUCGAGCGCCUCAACGAGCGGCUUGGAAGGGUGGGUAUCUCCCUGCCUGGCGUGGAGGUCCGGUGGGAGAACCUGCGUGUUGAGGUCACGGCGCCGCCACACCAGAACAAGAACACGCCAGCUGCCACCACCAACGACAACGAGGCGGGCACCGGCGCGAUCAGCGGCAAGAAGCUUCUUCCGCCGCUGCCCCGCCGCCGCCGCGCCCGCCGCCAAGUGAUCCUUGACGCGGGCAGCGGCGUACUCCGGCCCGGCCGCAUGACCCUCCUCCUCGGUCCCCCUGGCGCCGGCCGCUCCACCCUCCUCAAGGCCCUCGCGGGGCAGCUCAUCCCGCCCAACACGCCCGCGGCGGUUGGCGGCCCCAAGUUUGGCGCCAGCUCGGCAGCCGCCACCGCCGACAACGGCGCUGGGCUUGUGCCCCUGCGCACGGCAGGCGGACUGAAGCAGUACGGCGCCAUACGGUACAACGGCCUGCCCAUGCAAGGAGGCAGCAACUGCGGCAACGGCAGCGGCAGCGGCAGCAGCAAGCCGGCGUUUGACGUGGCGCGCGUGGCGACGUAUGUGAGCCAGACCGAGAACCACCUGCCUGAGCUGACUGUGGCCGAGACUCUGACCUUCGCCGCGCAGUGCCAAGGCUCCGACCUGGCUCUACGCAUGCACGAGCUGCUUCGGGCCCGUGAGGCGGCCGCGGGGCUGUCGGGUGCGGAGGGCGAUGACGCGGAGCUGGCGCUGCUGCUGGAGCUGGCGCGCGGGCCUGACGCUCCGCUGCUCAUGUCGCAGCACACCGCGCGCAUGCUGGAGAUUGACCACGUGAUGGACACGGUGGUGGGCAACGAGCUGCUCAAGGGCAUCAGCGGCGGUCAGAAGCGGCGCGUCACGGCCGGCGAGAUGGUGGUGGGGCAAGCCCAGGUGUUGAUGCUGGACGAGAUCACCAACGGCCUGGACGCGGCGUCGGCGCUCACCAUCUGCAAGGCGCUGCGCAGCACCUGCGAGCAGGCCAACACCACCAUCGUGGCUACGCUGCUGCAGCCGUCGCCCGAGGUGGUGGCGUGCUUCCACGACGUCAUCCUGCUCAGCCAGGGCGUCAUCGCCUACCACGGCCCCACGGAGCGCCUGGCGCCCUUCCUGGGCUCGCUGGGCCUAGCCGCCAACGCCGAGGCGGGCCAGACCAUGGCGGACUUCGCGCAGGAGGUGCUGGCGAGCCCUGAGGACCAGGCCAAGUACCGACUGCCGCAGCCGCCGGCGCCCGCGCCGCAGCUGGCGUGGCAGGGCCUCAAGUGGAUCUCGCCACGCCGCAUGCGCCAGGCGUUUGCCCACAGCGAGGUGGGGCGGGAUAUGGCCAAGCAGCUGGCGAUGGAGCCCUACACACACGAGCUGCAGGACCUGGUGCUGCACACGCGGCCGCGCACGCUGGCGCAGCGCGCGGUCGUGUGGGGCGCGGUGCUGCGGCGUGAGACGACGCUGCUGCUGCGCAACCCCGCCUUCUUCAUGGCUGGACUACUGCAGAUCCUGCUGGCCGCCUUCCUGGUCUCCACGGGCUUCGUGAACCUGGACCGCACCAACUCGGACGGCGCCAACCUGACCAUGUCGGUCAUGUUCUUCUCGCUCAUGUCGCUCUUCUUCGGCGGCUUCAACUUCGCGCCCAUCUACUGCGCGCGGCUGCAAGUGUUCUUCAAGCAGCGCGACCACGGCUUCUACAGCCCGCUUGCCCACGCGGUGGCGUCGGUGCUGCUGCGCAUCCCGGAGACUCUGAUCAACUCAGUCGGAUUCGCGGUGAUGGUCUACUUCUCGGUGGGGCUCACCAUGGACGCCGGCAGGUUCUUCAUUUUCCUGCUGAAUCUGUUCGCAAUGGGCGUCCAGAGCGUCACCACCUUCCAGCUGCUGGGGGCGCUCACACGCAACGACGUGGCCACACAGGGCCUGGGCGGUGUGCUGCUCAUGAUCAACGUGCUGCUCUCCGGCUUCCCCAUCGCGCGCACCUCCAUCCCCGGCUGGUGGAUCUGGGGCUACUGGCUGUCGCCUAUGUCCUGGGGGCUGCGCUCCAUGCUCGUGUCCGAGAUGACCUCCGACGACUGGCCCCUGGCCGACCCCGCCGACCCCACCGGGCCCACCGUUGGCGAGUCUGGCAUGGCCAUGCGCGGCUUCCAGACGGAGUGGUACUGGGUGUGGGCCGGCAUCGGCUACGUGCUCGGCAUGGCGCUGCUGCAGCUGGCGGCGCAGGUGGUGGCACUCACCUACCUGGGACCCCUGCAGAACAAGACGGCCCCCGAGCACGAGGAGGACGAGGAGGACGCCCACCUGCAUACCGCCAACCCCUUCGUGGCAGCCGCCUCAGCACUGGGCCAGGCACUACACCGCGCCAGCGCCCGCCUGAGCGGCGUGUACGGCCACACCGCCGCCGCCGAGGGCCACUCGCAGUACGACGCUUCCCAGCACGAAAUUUCUCAGUACGACCCGUCGCAGUACUCCCACCCCAGCGGCGAGGACAAGGACAGCGAUGGCGGCGCCAGUGCCGGUGCCAACGGCCUGCCCUCUGGGGCCGCGAUCGAGCUCACCGAGCAGCAGAAGCAGCUGCAGCAGCUGCAGCAGCCCGGCCAGCAGAAGCCGGAGGGGCAGGGGCACGCGGUUGUGGUUGUCAGCGCGGGUGGCAGUAGCAGCAACAAUGCACACACGGGUGACGACGCGGCGGCGGCUGUGGGCGCGGACAUGUCCUUCAAGCCGGUGGUGAUGGCGUUCAAGGACGUGUCGUACUUCGUGCCCCACCCCGACAAGGCGCACCAGCAAGGCAAGGAGCUGCAGCUGCUGAACGGCGUGAGCGGUGUGUUCCGGCCCGGUGUGCUGACCUCCCUCAUGGGCGCCAGUGGCGCCGGCAAGACCACCCUGAUGGACGUGCUGGCGGGGCGCAAGACCGGCGGCCGGGCCGAGGGGCUGCAGCUGGUCAACGGCGCGCCCAAGCGCAUGUCCACGUUUGCACGUGUGAUGGGCUACGUGGAGCAGCUCGAUGUGCACAACCCACAGGCAACGGUGGAGGAGGCGCUGAUGUUCAGUGCAGCGCUGCGCGUGGAGCCUGCAGCCUUCGCCGCGGGCGUGGGUGGGGACGGUGGUAGUGCCGUUGACACCACCGCCGCGCGCAAGGCGUUUGUGCGGCGCAUGAUGGAUGUGGUGGAGCUUGGGCCGCUUGCGGGGCGGACCAUCGGCCUGGGGGGCGCGGGCGGCGGCCUGAGCACCGAGGCCCGCAAGCGGCUGACCAUUGCCGUGGAGCUGGUGGCCAACCCCUCGGUGGUCUUCAUGGACGAGCCCACUUCCGGCCUGGAUGCGCGCGCUGCGGGCGUGGUGAUGCGCGCGGUGCGCAACACGGUGGCCACCGGCCGCACGGUGGUGUGCACCAUCCACCAGCCCAACCGCGAGAUCAUGGACUACUUUGACGAGCUGCUGCUGCUGCGCCCCGGCGGCCGCACCAUCUUCUUCGGCGCCCUGGGCGCCCGCCAGCGCGACCUGGUGGCCUACCUGGGCAGCGUCACCCCCGGCAUCCCCGCCUACGAGCCGCACAUGAACCCAGCCAACUGGAUGCUGGAAGUCACCGCGCCCUCCGCCGCCACCGCACUGGGGGUGGACUUCGCAGAGCUAUGGCAGGCCAGCGAGCAGUGCAGGGCUGCCAACUCCCUCAUCGAGCACUACACCUCCGGCGCCGCCACCGCGCCCAAGGCCCUGACUGCCGCUGCCGACAUCGAGUCGGGCGCAGCUGCUGGCGCCCUCACCGUCGUGGGCGGUGACGCGGCGGCCGCCACCACUGGCGACAACGACGCCGCUACUGAGCCCCGCUUUGCGCGCUCGCCUCUUGCCCAGCUGGGCCUGGUGGUCCGGCGCAACCUGGUCAGCCAGCUGCGCAAUGUCGAGUACAACGGAAUGCGCUUCGCCACCGCCUUCGUGCUGGCCUGGGUGCUGGGAUCGCUCUACUGGGACCGUGGCACCAAGACUAACACGCUGGUGGGCGUGAUGGACGUGCUGGGAGUGCUGUUCGCCAGCUCGCUGUUCCUGCCGCUCAACAAUAUGUUGCUGGUGAUGCCGGUGGUUGCCGCCGACCGUGCGGUCUACUACCGCGAGAAGGCCAGCGGCAUGUACGGCGGAGCGGUGUUCGCGGCGGCGCAGGCGAUCGCCGAGCUGCCCUUCCUGUUCAUGCAGUCGGUGCUUUUCGUGGUCAUCGUCUACACCACCGUGCACUUUGAGUUCAACUCGGCAAAGGCGAUGUGGUUCUGGCUCUACAUGUGGCUCCAGACCAUGUUCUUCACGUUCUUCGGCAUCGCUUCCAUGAACCUGGCCCCGGUCAUGCCCACCGCCAUCGCCGGAUCCAGCGGUCUCAUCAUGCUGUGGAACCUGUUCUGCGGCUUCCUCAUCUCCCGCCCCAACAUGAAGCCCUGGUACCUGUGGGCCUAUUACGCCAACCCCCCCACGUGGACCAUCUACGGCACCGCCGUGUCGCAGCUGGGAGACCUGACCGACACCUUCAUCGAGCUGCCGGGCGGCGAGAGCAUGAGCGUGGCGGAAUACAUCAAGGGCGCCUUCAGCUACGAUUACGACAUGCGCGGAUGGAUCGUGCUGAUCAUGAUUGGGUUCAUCGUGGCGUGCCGCGCCGCCGCCUAUUACGGCCUCAUCCGGCUUAACUUCCAGAAGCGCUAAGAUUUUAUUGACAGGCAGGUGUUGUUUGCAACUUGUGCCAAGCGGCACGGGAGUAGCACGGCAUGCACUGACUGCGUCAAGUACCGGUACUUGCUACCGUCCGUGAACCUUACUGACUUGCAUGUGUGCAAAUGAGGGGGGGGUGACCCACGAGUAAUAAGGGUAAGAGAUUGGCAUGAGCGGCCCGCGAGUAAGAGAGUGUCAUUCUUUGAGACGUGUUUGCGAGAAAGUGAUGAUUGCGCAUAAGCGUGGGCGUGGUUAGUUGGUUGACCCGGAAGGAAACGGGUAGAUACGUAGGUACGAUUGUGUUAUUACACGAGGAAGCGACACGGUGUAGACGAUCCAAGCGCCCAAGUACGCGCGCAGGGCCCAUUGAGAAGGCAUGCAAGUUGUGCGCAUGGUUAUAUGCGUCAUUGAGCGACCAGGGCCUAUGGCCGUCAUGCUUAAGGAACCCGAUUCAAGAGUGAGUAUGGUAGUGCAUAGACGCACACAGCUGCACAUGCACAUGUAUGUAGUGGAGUGGAGGAAACGCACGCACUGGGAACGUUGGCGAAAGUAACGGAUGGCCCUCAUACACCACGGAGGCAUGUUGCACCCGUGGAGGGCACUGUAAUGUAUUGUGGUCCGCCUCCCUUCCUUCCUUCCCUGCCGCACACAGCGAGACACAAGUCCUCCUAUCACACACAGCCUUCAUGCUAGCCCGGCCUUAAGUCACGCAGAUCACGAGCCCCAUGCGCCGCCAAGCAUCAGCAGUGCGACACGCACACGCGC
Chlamydomonas reinhardtii is the source of this 6326-nucleotide messenger RNA. RefSeq lists its product as uncharacterized. The record is from RefSeq and is a predicted model, not a curated record. Gene Ontology annotation, cellular component: membrane. Gene Ontology annotation, molecular function: ABC-type transporter activity; ATP hydrolysis activity; ATP binding. The coding region runs from base 798 to 5555 and encodes 1585 amino acids. Lineage: Eukaryota; Viridiplantae; Chlorophyta; Chlorophyceae; Chlamydomonadales; Chlamydomonadaceae. The transcript is spliced from 25 exons.